Molecule: messenger RNA, 693 nt
Organism: Tetrapisispora phaffii CBS 4417
Lineage: Eukaryota; Fungi; Ascomycota; Saccharomycetes; Saccharomycetales; Saccharomycetaceae
Gene: SHR5
Product: Shr5p
Exons: 1
Coding region: 1-693 (230 amino acids)
Biological process (GO): protein targeting to membrane; peptidyl-L-cysteine S-palmitoylation
Cellular component (GO): endoplasmic reticulum palmitoyltransferase complex; extrinsic component of endoplasmic reticulum membrane
Source: RefSeq, a predicted model, not a curated record
AUGACUUUAUCAGGUGAAUUGUCUCGAACAAAUCAUCAAGUUGAACAAAGACCACUUUUCUUUAAUUACCAUGAGUACACUGAGACAUAUUAUGCUGACAUAGGUGAUGUGAUAGAAUAUCAGGGACAUGAUGCGGACCAUGAGCUUUGUAUAACACAUUUCCCAAACAUAUACGUUCCUUUGGAUUCAGAAAAGUUUAGAACAACGAGAAUAGUGAGGAUACCAAGAUCGUUCGAGAGUUCGUUGGAAUAUCCUCAGUUCAGCGCUUUUCUUCCGGGUUCUGAAUCUGCUGCGGUCACUUAUGGUGCAGAUGGGUUAGAUUUUGUGCAACAUGGUUAUUUUGAUGACCAAAAUCAAAUUUUUGGAUAUUCUUCUGUGAGUCCUUUAUCUGAUUAUCUUACUGAGGAGGAAUUCAACCGGAUAAUAAUUGACAUUAACACUAUCAUUAGGGAGUCUUUUCAAGUCUCUUCCGCAUAUAAUAUAAGUGAUCUGAUUCUUGAACUUCUCACUUUGACAAUGUGGAAAUGGAUAUCCAAAUAUGUGUACCCACAUCCAUUAUUGAAAGUUGAAGAAUAUAUUGAACGAGUAAACGAAUCAAGAGCAUUCAAGGAAAAGAAUAUAAAAAUGAUCUCUUUAAGGGAAUCUGGGUUUCUAUCUCUCGAUUUUGAAAUACCUAAACCAGUAAUCCAUUAA